ACCCAUAUUACCUACGUGGUUCGUCCCAGCGCUUCCGUUCUCCAGCGUAACGCACAGGGUUUGACCAUUAGAGAAACAGACAGAGAGAGGGACGGAGAAAGAAAGAGAGCGAGGGAGGAGGCGAUCGUGCUUCUUUUCUCGAGGAAUACUAGACAGAGCCUACUAAAGGGAAGAAGAAAGGCUGCUGUGCUCUGGAGGCUUGUGACCUGCCAUUAGCGCAAGUCCUUCACUACCACAUGAAGAAAGAUUCGCAUUUUUAAUCGAUAUACUCACGUGGACGCUUGCUGGACGAAGAUUCUUGCAUCAGCGAGGAAAUCCAUGGGUUCACAGAGCAGAAUCUCGUGAGCUACACAAUUGGAAUAUAUUUGACAUUCAAAGGGAAGUUCGCUAUAUUUGAACUGACACGAGCGUAUUACCGUUUCAGGGAUUUGUAAAACUGUCUUGCAUCGGAAUUUAAGGCCUCGCGGUCGCAGUAGUUCUCAGGCCCCUCUGACAUGGCGGACAGCGAAGACACCUUUCGGCUCCAAAACUCUCCCAGUGACACCGAUUCAAAAGAAUUACAAAACAAUAGUAAAUCAGACAAGCAGAAUGGAGUCGUUAGCGAAUCUCCGUCAUCACAGACAACUUACAUUCAACAGGGAAUGGAAGGGAUAAAAGUUUACUUACACGAGCGAGAGUUGUGGACAAAGUUUCAUGAAGUGGGAACUGAAAUGAUCAUCACCAAAGCAGGGAGGCGGAUGUUCCCAAGCUUCAAAGUGAAGGUCACCGGGUUGAACCCAAAAACUAAAUACAUUCUGCUGAUGGAUGUUGUGCCAGCGGACGACCACCGCUAUAAAUUCGCCGAUAACAAAUGGUCUGUGACAGGGAAAGCAGAACCUGCGAUGCCGGGAAGGCUGUACGUCCAUCCAGAUUCUCCAGCCACUGGAGCGCACUGGAUGCGGCAACUGGUGUCUUUCCAGAAGCUUAAAUUAACAAACAACCACCUUGAUCCCUUCGGACAUAUUAUCCUGAAUUCCAUGCAUAAAUAUCAACCGAGGAUCCACAUCGUGAAGGCAGAUGAAAAUAACGGAUUUGGAUCCAAAAACACCGCUUUCUGCACUCAUGUGUUCCCAGAAACGGCUUUCAUUGCAGUCACAUCUUACCAAAACCAUAAGAUCACCCAGCUGAAGAUCGAGAACAAUCCCUUUGCGAAAGGCUUUCGUGGAAGUGAUGAUAUGGAGCUGCAUCGCAUGUCAAGACUUCAGAGCACCAAGGAGUAUCCGGUGGUCCCUCGCAGUACUGUACGUCAGCGGGUUGGCACCAGCCAGAGUCCGUUCGGCAGUGAUGUCCAAGGUCUGUCUGCUCCUACCGCCAUGAGCUCACAGUACACCUGUGAGAACGGGGUCACGAGCACAUCCCAGGACAUGCUUCCUCAAUCAAGCUCUUACCCGCUGCCCCAUGAACACAGCCAAGACUAUCACUGCAUUAAGAGGAAAGUUGAGGACGACCGUCACACAGGAGAACACUCGUACAAGAAGACCUACGUGGAAAGCUCAUCUAGUGAGGACGAUCACUACUAUCGACCUGUUAGCUACUCUCAGUCUCUGGGUCUUAACGGCGCUCCCUACAGGGCCGAGUCUGGCCAGCGGCAAGCGUGCAUGUAUGCCAGCACAUCGCAAUCCACCGAGCCCAUGCCCAGCCUGGAAGACAUCAGCUGCAACACCUGGGCGGGCGUUUCACCUUACGGCGGCUGCUCGGUGACGACCAUGCAGCAGAUGGAGCGACUGCCCUACCAGCACUUCUCAGCUCACUUCACCUCAGGAACCCUCGUGUCCAGAUUGAGCGGCGUCGCAGGCCAUGCCUCACCACAGCUGGGUGACACCCAUGCAAUGUACCAGGGUUCCAUGUCCCAUCAGUCGCUGGGCCGCCAGUGUAGUCCGAGUGCAGGAAUUCAGUCGCCAACUGCCGGCCUGCAGGGCAACGAGUACUUGUACACUCAUAGUAUACCCCGCAACCUGUCCCCACACCAGUACCACACCGUGCACAGCGUAAGCAUUAUGCCUGACUGGAAUGAGAGCAGCUAACUGGAUUCUCUCAAGCAGCAUAAGAGGAGGCAGGGUGCUUUUCUGCAUAUUUAUAUUUUUUACAUUUACGCUGCCUUUGAGAGCUUGUGGCAUAAACUUGUGUCAUAAACAGUUUGAGGCAAGUUCAACUGGCUCAGGCAGCAAUGAAUGUCUCAUUGUUUGAGCAGGACAGUAACAUGAGACAUGUAUUUCCAUGAUACAGACUGUAUAUCAGGGACAAAGAACUAUUCCCAUUCAAUGCAAAGACAAAUGCACAAGGAUUGCAACAGAUUUAUUGACAAACCUUUUAUUGAAAAAAGGAUGACAUAAUAUUUGAAGAACCCAGUCCAGUUUUAUAGUACAUUUUUCAUUUCAUUAUCUGAGUUGUUUUAACUUUGUACUUUAAAAGUAUGAGGCAAUAUAUUAUAGAACAAAUGUUUGGGAUCUUAUGCUUGAUGGUUUCUUUAAACCUGUAUGGGAAUCUGGUCAGUGAGCACCAUUUGUCUCUAAAAUCACAGCAGAGCGGUGCUGAUUAUUAGCUAGUCAAGACAAACACAUUUUGGUGUUGCAGAU
Molecule: messenger RNA, 2615 nt
Organism: Carassius carassius (crucian carp)
Lineage: Eukaryota; Metazoa; Chordata; Actinopteri; Cypriniformes; Cyprinidae
Gene: tbx5a
Product: T-box transcription factor 5a
Exons: 9
Coding region: 495-2063 (522 amino acids)
Biological process (GO): regulation of transcription by RNA polymerase II; cardiac left ventricle formation; pattern specification process
Cellular component (GO): nucleus
Molecular function (GO): RNA polymerase II cis-regulatory region sequence-specific DNA binding; DNA-binding transcription factor activity, RNA polymerase II-specific
Source: RefSeq, a predicted model, not a curated record